This is a messenger RNA of Coprinopsis cinerea okayama7#130, 906 nucleotides long. RefSeq names its product ergot alkaloid biosynthetic protein A. The transcript has 3 exons. The record is from RefSeq and is a predicted model, not a curated record. Bases 1 to 906 code for a protein of 301 amino acids. Lineage: Eukaryota; Fungi; Basidiomycota; Agaricomycetes; Agaricales; Psathyrellaceae.
AUGCCCAACGUCCUUAUCACAGGCGGAGGGAGCCAAACCGGCACCUCGCUCGCGCACCUCCUCAAAUCAUCGCCAGACAUAUCCUACAACGUCCUCUUCACCUCCCGCUCAGGGAACCGCAUCCCACCGGGUUUCGAGUCCGUCAAACUAGACUGGCGCGACCCAUCCACCUUCUCCAACCCCUUCUCCAACGGAAAGACCUUCGACUACGUGUUCCUGUUGCCCCCUUCAGACGACCUCGAACCUAUCAAGACGCUCAAACCAUUCAUCAACCUCGCAAUCGAGCAUGGCGCGAAGAGGUUCCUGAUGAUCAGCGGCAGCGGGGCAGAUAAAGAGAACAACAUUGGAGGAUUUGGGAUGGUGCAGCGGUACUUUGAGGAGAAGGGCGUGGACUACUUUACGCUGAGACCCACUUUCUUCAUGGAGAGACACAACACCCCUGACCUGAUUAAAUUCGAAUACACAGAAAACUUCAAAUCCCUCUACAUCUCCUCCAUCCUCGCCAAAGACCAACUGGAAACGAUCGUUCCAACUGGAAAGAUCCCCUUCGUCUCGGUGGAGGAUAUCGCAGCCUGCGCCUACCAGGCUAUCAAGAACAAGCAGAACGAGAAGAAAGACGCCAUUAUCAUCGGACCUGAUCUCCUGAGCUACGACGAGGUCGCACACCUAAUGACCAAAACAUUCAACCGCAAAAUCACCCACGACGUCCUCACCAAGGACCAGCUCCUCACCAAAUACACAACAGAGAUGCACAUACCCCAAGACGUCGCACAUUGGCUCGUCGAGCUCGACAAAGCAGCGGAAGCAGGAUCUGAGGCCAACUGGCAUCUCCAGGAGAACAAGUACGUGGGGAAUGUCUCGUUCAAGGAAUGGCUUGAGAAGAACAAGGGUGCAUUCACACCGUAG